AUGAUUUGUCCAAAAUAUCUGGCCACAGGCGACAGCUUUAGAGCUUUGGCUCACUACUUCGUAAGAGGUGAAAGAACAAUUGGUAUGACUGUUGCAGAAACAACUGAARCUAUAUGGACCUGUUUACAUCCAGAAUGGUUACCUGCUCCAGAUACAAAUGCAUGGAAAAACAUUUCAGCACGUUAUCAACAACUAUGGAGUUUGCCUCACUGUUUGGGAUCGAUUGAUGGCAAGCACAUAAGAAUUAAAAAAUUUGGAAAUACUGGCUCACGUAAUUUAAAUUACAAAGGUUAUUUUUCUGUUCAACUUAUGGCGUGUGYAGAUGCAGAUGGUUGUUUUGUUACUAUUGAUGUAGGCGAUCUUGGUAGAAACAGCGAUGGGGGAGUUUUUCGUUCAUCUCGUUUAGGUCGAUGGUUGCAAGCUGAUGGUCUUAAUUUACCACCACCAGAACCAUUACCACUUGRCGAAAACGAACACAGCUUCCCUUAUUAUUUUUCAGCAGAUGAGGCAUUCCCUCUUAAAAYAUAUAUUAUGCGACCAUAUCCUAGAAGCUCUUUAACAGAUAAGCAACGAGUUUUCAAUUUUAGGCUGUCUUUAGGUCGUAAGACAGUUGAGUGUGCCUUUGGAAUUGGAUAUUAA
Molecule: messenger RNA, 639 nt
Organism: Diuraphis noxia (Russian wheat aphid)
Lineage: Eukaryota; Metazoa; Arthropoda; Insecta; Hemiptera; Aphididae
Source: RefSeq, a predicted model, not a curated record